Molecule: messenger RNA, 673 nt
Organism: Cannabis sativa
Lineage: Eukaryota; Viridiplantae; Streptophyta; Magnoliopsida; Rosales; Cannabaceae
Exons: 2
Coding region: 97-489 (130 amino acids)
Cellular component (GO): chloroplast
Source: RefSeq, a predicted model, not a curated record
GAAUUCCAAAGUUUUAAAGGCAGAGAAGAGAAAGAAGUCAACUUUGGACAAGCCAAGCCAAGCCAACAACAACAAAGAGAUAAUAAAAGAGAAAGAAUGGCAUUGUCAGUAGCAGCAUCAGCCACCGCUUCAGUCACGGCCUCCAAACUCUAUGGCUCCACCUCCCACUACUCUCGGCGGCUAAGCCCACCAAACAAAGCCAUGGCUUCCACCACCACCAUAACCAAAGCCUCUUUCUUCGUCACAGCUCUAAAACAAGACAAAGAUACCAAUGACAGAGCUUUUACCUCGAAGGUGCAGGAUUUGGCUUAUUUGGGGAAAUUGGCAACUGGGUCUAUCGUAGGUGCUGGUGUAAUCAAGUAUGGAAGCAUAGUUUUCCCAGAAAUAACCAAACCCAAUCUCACCCAAGCUCUUUUCAUCAUACUUUCUCCUGUUAUUAUAGCUGUUUUGCUUCUAAUCAAUCAAAGUCGCAAAGACAAACCAAGCUAGAAACUUUUUCUCUUUAAUGAGCUCAUUCUGUAAUGUGUAUUGGAGUAAGAAAACACUAUGUUUCUAUUCAAAAUUUGAAUGCAUAUAUAUCAAAUUAUCAAAUGAUGGCUAUUUAGUAUAGUUCGCUUGUUGGGUUUCUAAGAUUUACAAGUUACAAAGACAAAUAUAAAUAUAAAAAAAAAUA